Molecule: messenger RNA, 276 nt
Organism: Prunus armeniaca (apricot)
Lineage: Eukaryota; Viridiplantae; Streptophyta; Magnoliopsida; Rosales; Rosaceae
Source: the annotation of a GenBank genome assembly
AUGACCGGACUGCCGUCCUCUUCCUACCCCGGCCAGGUCCCGUCGCCAGCCGCCAUGAUUUCGCCGGAAAACAAGGAGAAAAGCUCCGGUUUUGACAGAAACUUCGCCGGCUUCGUUCUCCGUCGUCUGGCCACCGAUUCCGGCAACGUAAGUAGCUCGAUUUACGAAUUGGGUUUCGGCCGGAUUUCGAGGGGAGAUUCCGGCCACUUUUGGUCAGAUUUUGGGGUACAUCCAAGAACAAAAGUGACUCCAAAUAAGGUGUUUUACCUAGGGUAG